This is a messenger RNA of Linnemannia hyalina, 2880 nucleotides long. The record is from the annotation of a GenBank genome assembly. NCBI's taxonomy places the organism in Eukaryota, Fungi, Mortierellomycota, Mortierellomycetes, Mortierellales, Mortierellaceae.
AUGCCCCCACAACCCCCCACUACUCCACCAGACUAUGUGCAGCAACAGCAACAACUGGAGCUUCAGCAGCAGCAACAACAAGAGCCUUCAUUUGAACACCUACAACGUCUCCAACUUGAACAGCAACAACAGGCUGAGCUUCAUCAACAACAAGAAACACAGCGACAACAAAAAGAGCAGUUUCAGCGUCAGACAGAGGAAGACGCACGGCGGCUACAGGAACAACAACUACAACAGCACCAAGCUAAGGAGCAAGCACGUCUACUGCAACAACAACAGCUGCAGCUGCAGCAGCAGCAGCAGGCGCAAGUGCUCGCUCAUUCAACUCCACUCUCGUCGAAUCGACCAUCCCCCUUACCCUCCGCCCCCAUCACUCCAUCUUCCGCUUCGUUGACUAGAAAGCCAGGAGUGAACGGUCUCAUGGAACGCAUGGCCUCAACCGGGUCGAUUAAGCGGCCGACGAGCGUCCAUAGCACGUCGAGUUCUUACUUAGCGUCGCAUAUCGGGAGCAUGACCUCAUCCUCGUUGAACCUUUCGGACGAUUCAUUUUCAAGCAACCCAGAGGAUUACGACAUCCGCCUUCCUAUCGGCUAUGGGUCUUCGGCCGUCGUCUACAAUGCGUACUACAAGCCAUUCAACAGGAGGGUUGCCAUCAAGGUCAUCGACCUCGAUAUGUUUGAACGCAACCAGAUUGACGAGCUUCGGAGGGAGACCCAGGUCAUGGCGUUGUGCAAGCACCCCAACGUCUUGCGUGUCAACGGAGCCUUUGUGACCGACAGUAAGCUGUACAUUGUCACGCCCUACCUUUCUGCCGGAUCAUGCCUUGACAUCAUGAAGACUGCCUACCCUGACGGUUUUGAAGAGGUCGCAAUAGCAACCAUUCUCAAGCAGGCCUUGCAAGGAUUGGAUUAUCUUCACAAGAACGGACACAUUCAUAGGCAAGCAGGCAAUUUGCUUGUGGACGAUGAUGGAUCUGUUCUUUUGGCUGACUUUGGCGUUUCAUCUUCGCUCAUGGAGAAUGGCGACCGACGUGGUCAAAGAAAGACGUUUGUCGGCACACCUUGCUGGAUGGCGCCAGAGGUCAUGGAGCAGGCCGGCUACGACUACAAGGCGGACAUCUGGAGUUUUGGUAUUACCGCCAUUGAACUUGCGACUGGCCAUGCCCCCUUUGCAAAGUAUCCUCCUAUCAAGGUCUUGAUGUUGACUCUGUCGAACGACCCUCCAACACUGGACAGGGAUUCGACCAAGCACCGCUACUCCAAGUUGCUCAAGGAGAUGAUCGACUCUUGCUUGCAGAAGGAUCCUACCAGAAGACCUACCGCAGAGAAGCUCUUGAACCACUCGUUCUUCAAGCAGGCCAAGAAGAAGGCAUACUUGGUGUCAGGCCUGUUGCACAACCUCCCGCCUAUCGAGCAAAGACCCCACAAACGGCAAGUUCAGAAGCCGAUUGUUAUCGAAAAGGGAAUCUCUUGGAACUUUGAUGGCGAUGAUGCAGCAGACUCGGAGGAAGUUCGUCGCCCACGCACGGUUACCUUUGAGCGUCCAGAUCGCCCAGGUUCGACCACAACAACAGAGUCGGCACAUUCGACCGGAACUGCGAUGACACCAACCGCCGAGACGGCUCGCACACUCGACUCUUUGCCUGACGAAGCACCUUUCUCUCAGGGCACCACGCCAUUGUCCGGUCACACAGGAGACAAACCGGUCAAAAAGUCGCGAUUUGUGGUCGAAGACAGCAGCACUACGGCUUCACCAGCACUCCACCCGACUACCGAAGCUCAUCUAUCGCCACAGGCUGGGUUGAGUCACAACAUGUCUUCGUUGUCGAUCCAGUCUGGACAGAAUCUUCAGGGAUUGGGAGUCACUCCUCAUGGAACCGAGGCGGGAGGACUGCCGGAGGUGAAGAAGGGCCGAUUCAGCGUCAAGGACACAUCAGUCUCGUCAUCUCCUGUCCCAUCCAGCAUCAAGACGAUGCCUAGCGAUCUGUUGCACUCGCCUUCUCGAAGCCUCACUUCGUCACCUGUUGAGGGCCAUCCGGAAGGUGUUCGUAUUGUAGGCGCGUCAGAGCAUGGACCCCUCCCAGACGACGACGACAAAGACGACGAAGAUGAGGAUGAGGAUGUGGAUUGCGAUGAUGACGAUGAGAACGAGGACGAUGAAGACGAUGAGAACAAGGACGAUGAAGACGACGAGUACGAUGGAUCGGUGGCACCAUCAAGUAGCAGCGGCCCAGGCGCGGGUUCGCCUAGUCAUGGCACCUCUCUAUCGAGGGAAUCCUCACAGUCAAGGGUUGCGGGCGACACUGGUCUGUCAAGGGACAACUCGAGGGUAUCUCGAUUCAGUAUAGAAACAACAACUCCAUCCCCACAGGAAGCAGGUCUUCUCGGUACCGCCGUCUCGGCCACAGGCACACCCAGUGCUUCGCAGAGCAAGCGGAGUCGGUUCCAGGUGUCCAACGUUGAAGGGAGCAGCAAACCCAACGUGGACCACCCUGCGGAUACUUUUGGGUCUUCUCAUUCGACUCCAACGACUUCGCCGACGGGAUCAGUCUUGCGGGGACAGCAGCCAGCGCUCCUGGAGGCAUUGAGCGCUCAAUCGGUUCACAGCCAUCUGGACACUCUCUAUCGCCAGAAUGAACAACAGCGGGUUGUGCUGAAUGAGCUGUCUGCGGGACUAGGACUGAAGCCUGGUCCAAGGACAGGAGGAGUACAGGAAGGAGGGCCUGUCAACAGUGGAUCAAUCCACCGACAGGAGCACAGCCCGAUGCAUUUCACGUUGGAUAGACAGCUUCAGGUUGCAGUGCGUGAAAACGAGAGUCUGCGGAGGGAGAACGAGGCGUUGAAGCGGGAACUUGACCGGUUGCGUCGGGGAGGGUCGUAG